Molecule: messenger RNA, 1511 nt
Organism: Cannabis sativa
Lineage: Eukaryota; Viridiplantae; Streptophyta; Magnoliopsida; Rosales; Cannabaceae
Product: mannose/glucose-specific lectin-like
Exons: 6
Coding region: 345-1286 (313 amino acids)
Molecular function (GO): carbohydrate binding
Source: RefSeq, a predicted model, not a curated record
CACAUCCACAAUAGAAAAUAUAGACAGUGUGUACUAUGUAGUUGUUGGGAAUAAUUAUCACGUUUAUAAUUUAAACUUUAUAUUGUUUACGAGAUAGUUGAACUAGUUUGGAUUUUACUUGUUGCAUUUGGCUGCUUUGGUAGAUUUUUUCUUCUCUUUUCUUUGUGACCAUAUAUAUAAUAUAAUUUUUUUUUGUUUUCCGUUAGGAUUUUAUAUAUAUAAUUAAUACCACAGCCACAAAGCGAUGUAUCAUUGUUUGUAUAUAUACAGAUCCAGCAUAUAUAAUUAGUUUAUGUCAUCAACCUAUAUAUUCAACAAGUAAAUAGAUCUAUCUAUCGAAGCAAAUGGGGUCGACGUCGUCAGAAUUAGAAGGAGUGAUUUCGAUUGGAGCAUGGGGGAGUCGUUCAGGCGGCGAUCCAUGGAGCUACAAACCUAACACUUCCUCUCCAAUAAGAGAGAUACUCUUCCAUGAAGGUGGUAAUAUCAAGUCUAUUUUCUUCAGACACCAAGAUAGAUUUAUCUCUGGGGCAUUCGGUGGCAGAGAUCCUAGGGACAGGGGUACAGAGAGGAGGAUUACUUUGCGAACGCCGUCAGAGUAUUUGAAAUCCAUAAGUGGAACGUAUGGUCUGUACAAUCGGGCAGCUGAUGUUAUACUUUCACUAUCUUUUCACACAAAUCUGAGUACAUAUGGACCGUUUGGUCGUCCCUCUGGCUCUAAUCCUGGAACGCCUUUCACCAUCCCAAUGGAAGACAGUGUCCUAGUUGGAUUUCAUGGACGAGCUGGGUUUUACCUCGAUGCUAUUGGUAUCUAUGUAAAACCAUUAAAUCCAAGAGGAAGCAUUUCACUUGGGACAUGGGGUGGUCCGGAGGGAGACCCUUUUGGUUUCGUGGUGGGGACUACUAGUUGGAUUAAACAGAUAAUUGUUCGACACGAUUCCAAUAUCAAGGCUCUCUCUUUCAAGGAUGGGAAUGACCACAACUAUGGAAUUUUUGGUGGCAAGAAUCCUAAUGAUCUUGGUAGAGAAACCAUAAUUGAGUUUGAUGGGAGAUCUGAGUUUUUAACAUCUAUAAGUGGGACAAAUGGAAGUUAUGUAAACUACGCGUCGGUGAUCACGUCAUUAUUAUUCGAAACAAACCUGAAUACAUAUGGGCCAUUCGGAAGAGAAAUAGGUACUACUUUCUCCCUUCCAAUUAUGCGAGGUGCCGUCGUUGUUGGAUUUCAUGGAAAAUCAAACAUUUACAUUGAUUCAAUUGGCAUCUAUGUCAGACCGAGAACGGUCGGCUGAUCAAAAUAUAUAAUGGACUGGCUGAGGAAAUAUUCAACGUGCGUUUAUCACAUAAUGUUUCGUUGGAUUUGGAUAUAUCGUUGUUUACAAUCAUGCUUAAUUAAUUACUACCAUACAUUUUGGCCAUCCAGUCUUGAUCUUGAAGACUCUUUCUGUUUAAGAUUGUCACAAUAAUAUAUGUAAUGUUUUGUUAUUAUAUUUAGUAAAUUUUCUCUCUUGAUGAUC